Messenger RNA from Mesoplodon densirostris (Blainville's beaked whale), 1172 nucleotides. RefSeq names its product patatin like phospholipase domain containing 4 (gene PNPLA4). NCBI's taxonomy places the organism in Eukaryota, Metazoa, Chordata, Mammalia, Artiodactyla, Ziphiidae. Gene Ontology annotation, biological process: triglyceride catabolic process; lipid homeostasis. The transcript has 7 exons. Gene Ontology annotation, molecular function: retinyl-palmitate esterase activity; triacylglycerol lipase activity. Gene Ontology annotation, cellular component: cytoplasm; lipid droplet; membrane. Bases 83 to 829 code for a protein of 248 amino acids. The record is from RefSeq and is a predicted model, not a curated record.
CCCGCCUUCCGGAUGAGGGACGGGGUCUGGCGUGGCGAGGACGAAGUUCUACACGGAAGUGCCUCAGGCCUGCGUUGCUAGAAUGAAGCACAUCAACUUGUCGUUUGCAGCGUGUGGGUUUCUGGGCAUUUACCACUUGGGGGCAGCAUCCGCACUUUGCAAACACGGCAAAAAGCUCCUGAAGAAUGUCAAGGCCUUUGCCGGGGCUUCUGCGGGAUCCUUGGUUGCUUCUGUCCUGCUAACAGCGCCACAAAAAAUAGAGGAAUGUAACGAGUUUACCUACAGUUUUGCCGAAGAAAUCCGAAGGCAGACUUUUGGGGCCAUGACACCCGGCUAUGAUUUCAUGGCCCGAUUGAGGAGCGGAGUGGAGGCGAUUCUCCCUGCCAACGCGCACGAGCUGGCUCACAACCGCCUGCACGUCUCCAUCACCAACACCAAGACCGGAGAAAACUACUUAGUCUCCAGUUUUCCCUGCCGGGAGGACCUCGUUAAGGUCCUGUUAGCCAGCAGCUUUCUGCCCAUUUAUGCAGGACUAAAACCAGUGGAAUACAAAGGACAGGUGCUGAUGAGCGGUGUGCUUUCCACAGAAGUGGAUAGACGGAGGCUUUACCGACAGCCUACCCCUCCUGCCUGUAGGCCGGACAGUGACCAUCUCACCAUUCAGCGGGCAAAUGGACAUCUCCCCGCAGGACAAAGGGCAGCUGGAUUUCUAUGUGACCAUCACCAAGCAGGACAUACUGUUGUCCAUGGCAAACUUGGUGAGGCUUCACCAAGCCCUUUUCCCACCAAGCGAGACGAUAAUGGAAUCACUAUAUCAUCGUGGCUUUGAUGACACCAUCCAGUUUUUACGCAAAGAAAGUUGGUUUGAAUACAACGCUUAAAACUUUACAAUGCAAAACACAUUUCAGACCUUUUUUUUUUUUUUCUUUUUUGCGGUAUGUGGGCCUCUCUCUGUUGUGGCCUCUCCCACCGCGGAGCACAGGCUCCGGACGCGCAGGCCCAGCGGCCACGGCUCACGGGCCCAGCCGCUCCGCAGCAUGUGGGAUCCUCCCGGACUGGGACACGAACCCAUGUCCUCUGCAUUGGCAGGCGGACUCCCAACCACUGCGCCACCAGGGAAGUCCCAGACCGUUCUUGAUGGGGGUUUCUAAUUAAAUCCUUUUUUAAAAGCC